Messenger RNA from Austrofundulus limnaeus, 4308 nucleotides. It is a transcript of the gene cbx6a, whose product is annotated as chromobox homolog 6a. The record is from RefSeq and is a predicted model, not a curated record. Gene Ontology annotation, cellular component: PRC1 complex; chromatin. Gene Ontology annotation, molecular function: chromatin binding. NCBI's taxonomy places the organism in Eukaryota, Metazoa, Chordata, Actinopteri, Cyprinodontiformes, Rivulidae. Gene Ontology annotation, biological process: negative regulation of transcription by RNA polymerase II.
GGAAGACUUGAAUAUUUGGUGAAGUGGAGAGGAUGGGCAAUGAAACACAGCACUUGGGAGCCCGAGGAGAACAUUCUGGACGACAGGCUGAUAUUGGGCUUCGAACAGAAGGAACGAGAAAGGGAAAUACACGGACCGAAAAAGCGGGGACCAAAACCCAAACACUUAGCUACGAAGACACGCAGUCAGAAAGGAGAGACCAGCAGUCGAGCCUCCAGCAGCCGUCAGAACACAUCCGGCUCCUCUUUGUUGGCUGCUACUAGCCGAGCAGCUCCCUCCUCUUCUGCCUCUCCUAAUUUGCCGUCCUCCUCCUCCUCCUCCCUGACCGUGGCUCCCUCUCCUAAACUCAACUCCCUUGCAGCCACCCAUAAGCUGAAAAAAGACAUUCACCGCUGCCACCGGAUGUCCCGGCGCCCUCUGCCUCGCUCAAACCCCACGGCAUCUGCACUUUCCAACCCGGGCGGCUUCCCCUCCCGCAUGCACGUSUCCCCUUUCUCCGAGACCGUCCGCAUCCUCAACCGUCGGGUCAAGCCUCGAGAAGUCAAGAGAGGUCGGAUUAUCCUCAACCUAAAGGUGAUUGACAAGCCGAGCAGGGGCGGCGCAGCUGCGGGCGCAAGGAACAUGGCAGCGGGACGGCAGAAUAUCCCUUCGCGCAACCGCAUCAUCGGCAGGAAGGGGGAGGCUCCUUACAGACCGUUCCAGCCUCCUCUGAAGAUGCUGGGGUUCCCGAUGUACGGRAAGCCGUUCGGGCUGCAGUGUGGAGGUCCCAUGUCUUUUCACUCCCACCCGGGGUCACACACCAGCCCAGGAGCUCGGAACAGCCACAGCACCCCCUCUCGGUACCAGGCUCCUCCUUCUCCCUCCAGCUCCAGUGGCUCCGAAGGCAAGUCCCAGCCUGCCGYCAAAGCCGCGCCUCUCAGCAAGGAUCCCAAGUCCAGUAGAUCUCUCACGGAAAAACAGAAAAGUCCACCUGCUCCCGCCUCGUCCUCGGAUGCAAACCCCGGAGCCUUGGCCUCUUCCUUCCCCUCGUCUCCAUCUUCUUCCUUAGAAGACGAAGAACAGGGCACCACGGACCUGUCGCCGCCCUCAGACGGAGGCAGAAAAAAUCCUUGCCAACGCAAAGCAAAACCACCCCCCACCCUUCCCCCCGUCACUCCAGGGGAACAAACCUCCGCCCCCGUCGAGCCCCAAAGGGUGCCAGCUGAAGGAGACCCCGACUGGCACCCWGAAAUGGCACCGAGCUGCAAAGACGUGGUGGUCACAGACGUGACCACCAACCUCGUCACCGUCACCAUCAAAGAGUUCCCCUCUCCUGCUUCUGGCCCCGCUUCCCCUUCUGCCAGUCCUGAAAGCGCCUCCUCCCCUCCUCCGGCCACAGCCGCUGAGGACGCCUCUUCCAUGAAGCCAUAGGAGAUUAGAUAUUCUCAAACAGAUUGCCACUGAAGAUGGAAAAAAGAUAUAUAUAUAUAUAUAUAUAUAUAUAUAUAUAUAUAUCAACCAGUGUUGCCACGUCAGCCCUGUCUUACAUUAUCCGUAGGGGUAUAUUCAUAUUUGUGGUACAGGUAAUGAAUUGUAUUUUAACUAAAUAUCGCCCAGCCAUGAAUUAAGGCAAUUAAAAAAAAGAUAUUUUUCUUAAAAAAAGUGAAAGGAAAAAACGUAUGAUUUCACAAAAACAGGCAGCUAAUAAGCCCUUCUUGCCAUUUAAAUUGCCAUAUUUUUGUGCACAUUGACUCUUUGAAGCAGAUUUGACAGGAAACAAUAUUUGUUUUCUCUCACUUGACACAAACAUGCUGAGUUUAGGYCUGUUUGCAGAUAUACCAGUUGUCCCAACGGCGUGUCCCUCACCCGUCUGGUGUGUGGGCUCUCAUCAGUCACACUCACUCUGAGUAAAAGGAGUUGUCCUUCUGCUGAGUCAGCUGCUAUACAGUUUCUUCAGCCUUCAGGUGUUUUGUCUGUUUAAUGACCCCAGGUGUCAGUGGAAGUCUAGUUUUGCUGAUGUUGAAUGAGGGGAUGUCUUUUUGCACUUAAGACAUGYUGGACCCUCGGUAUAUUGCAUCAGCACAGGAAAGUAAAUGCAAUGCACUGCAUCAAAAGCAGCUUGUUCUUCAAUGUAGUUCAUCUAUUUUUCAAGGCCUUCUCCCUCCUCCUUCGCUCUCGAACGUACACAAUGCUAAAAGUUCUCAAAUAACUAAUAGAUUUCUAAUCUAUCUGUGCAGUCUAGCUUUGAUUUGUCACAAACUCACCCUCUUCUUCAGCUUGUUCAUGUUCACUGUGAUCCCAAACUGGCCUGCAGUUAAUUGGGAAACGUGCCAGAAUUGCACCAUUUAAUGUCUCAACCCAUCAAGGUCUAAAGGGUCCAGGAGCUGCCAGUGAAGUGAAGCCAAAUAGUUUCUUGUAUUUCWGAUCUUGGCUUCAGUUUCACGUCUGUGAGUAUAAACCGUUUUUGCUUCUAAAUCAAUCGCAAAGGUGCUUAAACUCCACAAAAAGCUUUCCUUGUUUUUCUUCUCAKUUUUUUUUUCUUCAGUAUUCUUUUUCUACAAAGCUGGUGUUAUUCGAAGUGGCCUAAUUAGCAUGGAUUGACAUUUUUUUGUUUUUCUUGUUACUCGUGGACUUGGUGACGGAACUGGAGAAUCCUUGUUUUGUUGGGGUUUUUUUAGAAGACAAAUAAGUGUUGGGAUUAGCCAGUUAAGAAAGCAACCAGUCUUGUCCAACCCAGUUUCUAAAACAAAUCAACUACAACCCUAAAACAUAUUUGUUUGGGGUUUCUGUUUGACCAUAAUCUKUGCUGUUGUCUUUAUGAGCUCCCUGCKCAUGUCUUUUUAUUUGACUUUACACACAAGUUUUGGCACAUGUAGGUAGAAAAAUGAUAGUUUGAYCCAAGGAUGCCUUAACAUACCUAAAUGACAUGUUCGAUUUGAAGAGGUUGUGCUGUAGUUCUCUUCACACGUGACCUGUUAUUGGUGGAUCUCUGACAGUCAGAUGGUUACCUCCAUCCUCUUCUGAGCACAUCAACUGAAAGUUGUUUCCCUCUGAAUUCUAACAAAUAUUAACAUCAUUCCAAGUUUUGAACCCGUUUUAAACCUUCAAGCACAUCCUAAGUUCUAUAAAGAAGCAUUUCCUCACAGUUUAGUUUCCUGAUGCUUCCUGCUCUUUUCAGACCUUCUCAAUCUUCAACUCUUACUUUGUUUUCUGUAUUAUAACUCUUCCGCAUGUGUUGCCUUAUAGCUGCUCUGUGCACCCCUGAUCUUGCUUGGCAUUUAUAACACAAGAGACUUAAAAUACUUAGUUGUGGCUUAAGCUUGUAAGGAACCUUUAUUACUGUAACUGUCCAYGGUUUCUGAGGUUCAGUUUUGCAAACAUUUUAGAAGGACUUCUCUGUCUGUAACAGAUGAGGAUGACAUCGCCUCUUUGUUUCAUGUUAUGUACCGGAUGGUUGUGGUUGUUCACUUUACUGUUUCAGUGCUCCAAUAGGUUGCAUGAAGGGACUUAUUCCAGUAUGACAUAUCCAUUUGAUGAAAGAAAAAGUAGGUGUUAAAGUUUUUUUUUUUACCCUGCUGUCUGAACUAGGCUUCUUUGUUUCUUUUUCUUUUUUUUUUUUUCUCGCAAAAUAGAUAUCUUAUUUGGAAUAUUUUCCUUCAUGUUCUGUGACUGUAAUAUCUUUAGGUGAUGGUGACAGUAGCACUCGGUGGAUGUUUUAAGGUAUUAGACUGCAAAACUAUGCUUUUUCUUUUCUUAAGGCGUAGCACAACUGAACUUAGUGGCCUGUCUUGUAACCAAAUAGGGCUCUUGUUUCUAUUGAAAUUUGAUUUAUUACAAUUAUUAGCCUUGAAUUAUUAUUGUUUUUUUUUUUUUUACAUCAAUGUGGUGUAAAGUUGUAAGUGCUGGAUUGGCACUGAUUGGUUAAAACGAAGGAACUUUGUUCAAUUGAAUGGAUAAAAAUGCUCAAUUAUGAAUUGUUAUUUUGAAGCAUUUUCCUCUAUUUGUACUGUAUUUUAAUACUUGUUUGAAAUAUGCAUCAUUAUGUUAAUGUAAGGCUCUUUACUUGAAUGCCAUUUUUAAUAAUCAAUGUUUUUUUCUCAAGUGUAUCAAGAGUGCAGUUGUCUGAUUUUUAUUAUAUGAAUUAUGUACAAUGUACUCAAAGUCAUAACAAGAAGUUAGAGGAAAAUAAUGGCAAUGUAAUGUAUGUGAACCUCUGAAGCAUGUUUUGCAAACUCUUGCUGUACAAAUAAUGUAUUCGGUGUUAUGUUUCAUGUUGUUUUUGUGCGUUUCUUGUACAGUUCUUUUAAUUAAAAAGUGCUUUAAAAUGUU